Molecule: messenger RNA, 5287 nt
Organism: Syngnathus typhle (broad-nosed pipefish)
Lineage: Eukaryota; Metazoa; Chordata; Actinopteri; Syngnathiformes; Syngnathidae
Gene: zbtb10
Product: zinc finger and BTB domain containing 10
Exons: 5
Coding region: 268-2421 (717 amino acids)
Biological process (GO): regulation of transcription by RNA polymerase II
Molecular function (GO): RNA polymerase II cis-regulatory region sequence-specific DNA binding; protein binding; DNA-binding transcription factor activity, RNA polymerase II-specific
Source: RefSeq, a predicted model, not a curated record
GAGGUGCAUUGUGGGGAGGAAAGUCGUUGCCAUUCGACCUCUGCGGGGCCUGCGCGGACGCAGCCAGAACCCUGAAAAUGCCAGUAUGCCCCUAAAAGAGCGAUUGUUUUCCGCAUAACUGAAACACUCGUACCCGCCGGGCACCUCGCGACCGAAAGACGACGAUCAACGACGGCGUGGGUGACAAGAGAGAAGACGGAAGGGGAAAAGGAGCAUUUGCCGUGGCGGGGGGGAUCCUGGUGAGACAUUUGUCAUUAGCGCAAGAAAAUGUCCGGCGAGAGAAACCGCAGGUCGCUGGCGUUCCGAGGCGGUGGACUUGCCGGGCUAACGGGCUCCGCAGGCUGCGGCGGAGGGAACGGUAGCAGCUGGGAGGCCCCGGCCUGUCAGGACCGACAUUUUAACGGCAACCGGCCGGACCAAGACGACGACGGGGACCUGGGGACGACGGGACCAACGCGGAAACGACUGGAGGGCGCCGGCUCGGUGAGCGACAGCACGGAGCCGGACGCGGAGGAGGAAGAGGACACGGAGGGGGCGGCCGGGAGCCGCAGUCGCAGCGACGCCGAAGGUGACGCAGUCGCCAACGGCUACAAGGAAGCGUGCACUAAAGACCUGACGGAGUCCGGGAGCGCCGAGGCGGGACCCAGGAAAUGCGGCGUGGGGAUGAGACCGCAGACGCUACUCCAGAAGCAUUCGCUUUUCCACGCGUCGUGGCUCCACGAAUUCCCAUGGCUGCGCUUCUGCCAGCAGACGGGGCUCAUGUCGUGCUGGUGGUGCCGCGACGCCGCCACCCGGAACGGCGACGAGCUCACCAAGGGUAGCAGGAGCUACAAGCGGGCCCUGCUCCUCCGACAUCACCUGUCGGCCGAGCACGGCAUGAAUGACCCCAGCAAACAGGAGUCAGGAAGGCCAUCGGACAACGCCAGCCCCUCCACCAACUCCUCGGAGGAGGACUACCACAACAAGCCCAAUGAGAACUCCUACUGCUACCAACUGCUGCAGGAGCUGGACAAGCAGCGCAAGAGCGGCAUCCUGUGCGACGUCAACAUCGUGGUGUCGGGCCAGGUGUUCCGCGCCCACAAGAACAUCCUGGUGGCGGGCAGCCGCUACUUCAAGACCCUCUACUGCCUGACUCAGAGCGAGGUGCAGGACCAGGCCACCGUCACGCACCUGGACGUGGCCGCCGUGCAGGGCUUCUCAGUCAUCCUGGACUUCCUCUACUCGGGCAACCUGCUGCUCACCAGCCAGAACGCCAUUGAGGUCAUGUCGGUGGCCAGCUACCUGCAGAUGACCGAGGUGGUGCAGUCGUGCCGGGCAUUCAUCAAGGACGCGCUCAACAUCAGCAUCAAGCAGGAGGCUCCCGACUCGGUGCUGGUGGACUACAACAAGCGGCAGACGCUGGCCAAGGAGGGCCAGCGGGGGCGCCCCGACCGUAAACCCAGCAACUUCUGGGCCACCACCAUCCUCUCCAAGUUGUCCAUCAAAGCCAGCGGCAACAGCCGGGCCAAGGAGGCGGCGGGGGAGCUCGACAAUGGCGCCGCCCGGCUCAAGGAGGAGUCCACCGACGUGGAGGUGACGCCGGUCGGGGCCGGUCCCCCCGGCGCCCCCACGGGAGCCUGGACCCAACACCACCACGAAAACUCGUCCGACUCGGCCGACAACGAGGCCCACGCUCGGGUUUUCGUCUGGAACGAACCGGGCGCGGCCGCCACCAUCAAACACGAGACCCCCGACGCUGCUGCUGGCAGCGGGCGCCGGAAAAAGCAGGCCACCACACGGCGCUUUGUCUACAACUUCCCGCCCGAACCCGAGGAGGGUUUUGACGAAGGCAUGUUCAUCCAGCCGUCCGCCUCCUACCCCCGAGAGGACUUCUCGGCGCUCUCGGAAAAUGCCGAGCUGGCCAAUCAGAUCCAGUAUAGCAUCAUCCAGCCUGGGGAGUCCUGGGAGAAUGGAGAGUCGUCGCUGCUCUCCAUCAACAAGCUGAAGUGUCCGCACUGCAACUACAUCGCCAAGCACCGGCGCACGCUCAAGAGGCACCUGGUCAUCCACUCGGGCGUGCGCUCCUUCAGCUGCGACAUCUGCGGCAAACUCUUCACCCGCCGCGAGCACGUCAAGAGACAUUCCCUGGUGCACAAGAAAGACAAGAAAUACAAGUGCAUGGUGUGCAAGAAGAUCUUCAUGCUGGCGGCCAGCGUGGGAAUCCGCCACGGCUCACGGCGCUACGGCGUCUGCGUGGACUGCGCUGACUCGCACCAGGCCAGCCAGGAGGGCCUGGAGCCCAUGGAGUUCCCCCGGGAUGACGACUUUGAGGCCGACGACGCCGACGACCUGCUGGACGCCGACAACGACUCAGCCGACCACGAGCGAGCCGGCUGGGCCCGCCGGGGCGCCACCCCGCUGGAGGACAACAAAGAGUUCUAGCCUCGCCUCACCCAAAUUAUUUUUGCUUUGACUAUGUAAGCUGGUAAACAAUCAACUCCAAAAGUGCUCUCCAAAACCUUGCGGUUGCUUGAUUAUGCGAGUUUAACAAAAAAAAAAAAAGCUUUGGUAGCGUGGGAUCCCCGCCAUGUACAGAUUUAAUUAUUAUUGUAAUUAUUAUUAUUAAUGCUCACAAAGAAAGAUUAUAUAAAAUCAUCAAGUUGUUUUUUUGGGGUUGUAUAUUUCCUUUGAAAUAGGCGGGGAGGGCUAGCUAGACCAAUCAUUGGAGACAAAAUAUGUUAAUUAUUUAAUUUAAGAAGAUUUUAUGGUCUUAUCACAGAUCUAAUUUUUAUCAUUAUGUUUUUUUUUCCUUUUUCUAACUUGCUCCGUAGAUGGCAUUUAGUUGCGCUAAAAUAUUCUUUAUUAUUCAAUUUUUCUUUCCUUUUUCCGUUUACCUGUGCAAGUCUUGGAACCAAAAAAUCUGUUUGGUGACUUUAGCGUUCUCACAGCCAUAUUUGUGUUAUAUUAAUUUGAAAGACAAAAAAAAAGAAAAUGGCGCUGUGCUGACAUCAUGCCAAACAGAGCGCACACCAAGAUGGAGCAGGAAAAACUACUGAAUAUACUUCAAAGAAAAGACACCUUUAUUAUUUCAUUUUGUUCAUUUAGAGUUUUAAGACAAAUUAUUUAAAAGUAUAAGAAGUAAAGUGCGGGGGGGAGGGGGACCGUUAUAUCUAGCUUUAUACCAAUCGCCACGUCACGCUAACACUUUAAAAAAGCAUUUGACCUUCACUUAAAGCUUGAAUCAUUUGAUGUUUUUUUUACCCUUUUUUAAAAAAAAUUUUUUCCAAAUGACGACGUUUGGUGCUGUAAUGCUUUGUCGCAGAAUACUGGACCUACAAAACAAGCGAGGCUUUAAUUUUCAUGACGUCUGUCAUCAUGAAAAAAAAAAAAGCUUCAAUUGUUCAACUGACGCUUCACCUCCUCUACAACACUAUCGCCUCUUUCACGCAGAGACCCCGCCCAAAAACAAACCAACACCCGGCAUUUGUCCGCUUUUGCCUUUCACACCAAACCCAGCAAAAACUGGCCUUUAAGUCUUAGCAUAGUCGUCCUAAAACUCCAACAAGACCCGCCCCUUUUGUGCACAGAUUAGAAAAGGGGGGGGGGGGGAAGAGUGAGGGUUAAAGUUAAUAGACAAUAGCAGCGCAGUAUACAUUUAAACAAAUACUGGACCGACGAUAAAGCUUUAAUUUUUAUCAUUUUGCUUCCUUCCUACAACACCACCAGCUAGCCUCUCUCACACAAAAACAGACGCAGAGAAUUUGAGUGUUGAACUCCACAUUCCUGUCCCGCAUUGCAGAAUUCCGAACCCAAGCAUGGCUUUACUGGUUAUUGUCAUUCCAAACAUAAGCAACCCUGCAAAAAUGGGCGAGAGGUGAGUGCGGACGAAUUUGGCUCCCCUGGCCCGGCAAGGCGCUGGACCUCAAGUGUAGCUUGAAUUCUUGACACCCAAAAACCCUCCCCCCUAUCUUGACGCCGUAUAAGACUUUGAUACAACCUCCGAGGCGGGUAAAUUGCCGGGCCGUGACAAAAAGAGGCGGAAAAAUGCCGGUUUUCAAGGGGCUUCUGUGGACUAUCAGGUAAUCUUUGCCAUUUUUUUAAAAUUGUUGCUUUUAUAAGGCAGUACAUUUCUGUGUGAAAUAUGCGUUACGAGGACCUAAAGCGGAUGUCUUUUUUUGUUUCUUUUUGGUACAGAGUUGUAAACGCCAUUUAUAUCGCCGCAUAUAUUUGGAAUCAAGUAACGGUGACUGGACGUCCAAAGUUGUUUUGAAAUGUUUAAUUUGGUCUGCCAGGUAGUUUGUGUGGUUCCGCCAGACAAAAAUGAGUGAAGCUCUAUGGCGCCAUCAUAGACAUGCACUUACUUUUGAAAUUUUUUUUUCUCCCAAAAGCGGGUCUGAAUGGAACUUUUCUUUUUUAGCGGUUUGUUAUUUAAUGUACGUAUAUCUAUAUCUAAGUAUAUUGACUCCUAAAAUGCAAUCAAGACUGUUAAUUUCUAUUUUGUCCAACCAAAAUUGUUAUUUCAUCUUAAUGUACGGGAGGGAGGAGCCGUGCGACAUUCCCUUGGCCCCUCCCCUUAGUGAUUGUCCCCUCCCACAACUUCAGCACAUGUUUUUCGAAUGGCACACGGGGGCGGUAGUAUUUAGCAAAACGCAACUAAAAAUAUCAACGUAUAGCCAGUGUGUGUUCAUAUGCAGUUUGUACCCCUCAUCUUCCUCCUCGUGUCACUUUCAAAAAUCACUGUGGGUGGGGCCUGUGAUGUAAUAGAUACAAUAUGGAGAGUCUAUGAGUAGAAAUAUAUGGAAAAUUUGAUAUUUAACUCCCUUCCGCUUUGCGCUGCUUGUCCUUGACUUCCUGUCUUUUUUUCAUUUUUUUUUAUUUGCACCAUCCUACUGAUUUUUUUCAAUUAUUUCUAAUGCUGUAUUUAUGGACAAUAAGCAAAACAAAAGUAUGCCACCACACUACAGAUUUUUGUUUCCCCACAUACACACAUCCAUCCAUCCAUCCAUCCAUCCAUCCAUCCAUCCAUCCACUUCCCGGCUGUAUUUGUUUUACACUAAAGAUAAAAAAAAAAAGACAAAAGUUGUGUUUUUCAACUUAUUUGCUCUCUGACAGCGAUGCAAAACCCGGUGUCCUCCGAACACAAAAUAAGCAAAAUUCAGGUUACUCUUUUUAUGUUUUUACUAGAACUUUUGAAAGAUUGAACUUAACAUUGUCCUGGUUUGUUGCUCUUCUCUCUGUUUUAAAUCAAAUUGUACUACUGUUCCUCUCUAUAUUACAUUUUAAAAAUAAAACUUUGAUAUUGCUGAAA